This is a messenger RNA of Hyalella azteca, 1356 nucleotides long. Its product is annotated as waprin-Phi1. The transcript has 4 exons. The record is from RefSeq and is a predicted model, not a curated record. Gene Ontology annotation, molecular function: peptidase inhibitor activity. Bases 882 to 1250 code for a protein of 122 amino acids. Lineage: Eukaryota; Metazoa; Arthropoda; Malacostraca; Amphipoda; Hyalellidae. Gene Ontology annotation, cellular component: extracellular region.
AGAGACGCCUGCGAAACCAGCAGAAAUGUUUGCUGAUUUAGAAAGAAUUAUGAGUUUCUUGUUAAGUGAUGUUAGAAAAACUGCGCGGUAUACUCUUUGCAUGCAGUUGUAUAUCUGUAACUGUCAGAAAAUAGAGUUCUCUUUGAAAAAACAGCAGGUUUUGGCCUAUUCAUUGCUAUAUCUACAUCAGAUAAUGAGUAUCAUACCGAUUUUCGAUAUGCAAAUCAAUGUAAAGUUAUGUGACAAUUGCCAAAUCGGCCAACAAUGUUGACCGAUUUCAUUGGAACAUGAACCGCCAGCUUGGAGGCUUUCAUUUACGCUACAUUUUACAGCUGCACUGUUUUCAGCUGCUGAGAUUUCCGACUAAAACACACAGUUUACUUUAAUGUGGUUGGUUCUUACUUGCAUCUGUAAAAUUGUUCGGAAAAGAUUGCCUGACGACAAAUAAUAAAAGAAUACAAAGAUCGUUGAUCACCCCCUCCAUUUAAUCUCUUACAUUUCACACAUUCACAGCCGUUAUGUCACUAAUAUGAAGUUUGUUCAGAUUUAACCGAGACGUUCUGUUGCAUCCAUUAAUCUAGUACUUACCCUUUUGUAACUGUCUGGACUUCUCGGUGCCAUGCCACUAGGUAUUAGCAGCAUAGACGACGGUAAAUGUGUCCCUGAUCAAAGGGUUAAACCAAAGAGUCGUUGUGUUAUGCGACGUUUGUUCGAAUGUGACUGUGAUUAAGCACAUUUGAUUUGCAAUUAAAUCGCAUGGUCAUUAUCUCACUUGCUGCAUUUAGUAUAAUUUUUUGUUUUAUUUUAAAUUUCCUGUCACCUAAAACUCGUUAAAUUCUUUCUCAAGGAAUAAAUAUUCUUGAAAGUCGACCGGCGUAGCAAUGGAGCACCGACCGCUGAUCUUAGCAUUUCUCGUGGCCCUGGUCAUAAGUUGUGCAUCUGGCGUCGAACGGCAGUCAGAAAGGCGAAGGCAGUGCCCAGACCCCAACUCAUACGGCCGUAACUGCUUCAUCUACCGGGACCAGUGCAAGAACUCGAGACAGUGUCAGCAGAGCGGCCAGCGGUGCUGCCUCGUGGCGGGCUGUGGUCACGAGUGCGUCGACCUUCUCGCCAACAACUCCGUAUGUCCAGCGCCUGAUUCGUUCGGCCGAGUGUGCAUCCAAUACCACGACCAGUGUCAGAGCUCCGCGCAGUGCAGCGCCGGCAAGAAGUGCUGCCUCGUUGCUGGGUGUGGCAAGGAGUGCAUGUGAAGCCGGCACCACUGCAAAAUAACUCUCGUGUUUUACUGUAACGCUUACAAUUUUUUAUCUUAAUUGCCGAAAUAUACGAUGCUAAUUAUAACUUCUAGUGAAACCA